AUGAAUAAGCCAAUUGAUGAACAUACAACAGGUGUCAAUGAUUUACAUGUUAAUCGUGAUUUAAGAAGAAGACAAUACUUAAGAUAUCGACAACGCGUUUACGAAAAAAGUUUGUAUUCCAUUCCAAAAAAUGUUUUUUUAAAUUCAACAAAUAUAAACAGUACCAUCGAUUCUAUUGGUGAUCCAAAUGAUGAUGAAGAACAAAAUAAUAUUGAUGUUGUACCAGAAGAUUUAUACAAAAAAGAUGAUUAUUACGACAAUAUGAAUGAUGAAAGUACGUUAAAUAGUGAUAUAUUCCCAAGAUUGGAUGUAAAAGAUUUUGAAAGCGAACAUUCAGAUGAAUCUGAUACAGAUGCAAAUGAUGUAUCAAUCGAAAAUCAAAGUACAAAUCAUGAAAAAUUUUUGUACAAAAUGGUAGAUUUUAUUCGACAAUCGAAUUUAAACAAAACAUCAACAUCAUUAUUAUUGUCAUUAUUACGAUUAACAAAUACAUCAACAAUUCGUGAUAUUCCAACAACAACAAAUUCAUUAUGGAAACAACUUGAUGUUUCAUUUACCUAUGAAACAUUCUUUUUUUGCUCUAGUUGCUUUUCACCAUUGAUAAGAUUUGAAGAUAAAUGUGUUGUGUGCAACAACAAUCAAAGAAACAACUCAGAGCUUUAUAUUUUUUCAUUACUACAUGAAUUACAAAGAGUUGUUCGAUCAAAUAUUAAGUUGAUAGAAUGGUAUCAACAACAUGAACAUCAAAUUAAUGCGGACAUCGUGAAUAGUAAGGCGCAGAUUACGCAAAGAACAAUACUACAACUUGUUUCUUUUCAAGGUUGUAUUUAUAAACAACAACAGAAUUUACAUGGACCUUCUUUGACUUUAAUGCUCAGCACAGAUGGAAAGCCAAUUAUUAAAUCGAAACAAACUCAAAGUAGUGUUUGGCCUGUUAUGGCUUUUCUCGUCGAAAUUCCUCCUCCAAUUCGUGAAUAUCUUAAUAAUACUAUUUUACUUGGAUUAUGGCAUGCGCCAGUAUCACCACCCGCUUCGUUAUUACUUCAAAAAAUCGUGGACAAUAUUAAAUUGAUAAAAGCUACUGGCGUUAAUAUACAAAUUGGCAAUAGAAUAAAACAUUUUUCUAUGGAUGUUCAAUUAAUCAGUGGUGACUUACCAGCUCGUUCUAAAUGCAAUCAAUUAACUCAACAUAAUGGUUAUUUUGCCUGUUCCCGGUGUUUGAUGGAAGGUGUUCGUUGCUCAGCACCAUGUGAAAAUCACACGCUUUAUCGUUGGUCUGAUUUUAGUCGAUCACCACCACAACGGCGCACACAAAAACAUAUCGAUGAAUGUGCUAAACAAGCUAAACUCUCAAAGGAACCUUGUUUUGGUGUUAAGGGUAUUUCUCCAUUGUUCUCAUUAUUAUCUGUGCCGAAGCAAUCAACAUUUGAUUACUUUCAUUUAGUGUUGGAAAUACAUCUUCGUGUUUGGUAUGAUAUUAUUAAAUAUGAUCCGAAUGCUUUAACAUGUAUCAAUAAUUAUCUUAAUGAAAUUGAAUACCCACAUUCGUUCAAUCGUUAUCCCAGAGAUCUAGGUCAAUAUGGAAAAUGGAAAGCUUCACAAUUACGAACAUUUAUGGUGUAUGUUACGAUGCCAGUUCUGGUACGAUUACGUCUUGUCAUGCCUCGUGCAUUUCCAGAGAUUUAUAUAUCACACUUUUCUUUACUAUUUAUUUAUAUUCGUGUAUUACGGCACUUCGAUGACCGUGAUGAAGUUUUACAAGUGCCCGUAUUCAUAGAUGCAUAUCUGCGUUUAUUUUCUUCUCUAUAUGAUAAAUGUAAAGAAAUAUAUUCAGUUCAUGCAUUAUGUCAUCUAUGGCAGCAAGUAUUGGAUCAUGGUGGAUUGGCAUAUCACAGUUUAUUCGCUUCGGAAAGUUGCUUACAGCAUUUUGCAAAACUAGCUCAUGGUUCUAUUGCUCUCGGCGAACAAAUAUCGUUUUGGUGGUCUGUAUUUAGUCAAAUUCAAUCAAAACAAGUGCAAUAUGGUCCAACAUUAUUUACUAAUGAAUAUCUUAUUGAUGAUACAUUUUUCGAUUUUAACAUGAUGCAAAAUUAUCAACAAGAGUUCUAUUUGAUGGCACGUUACAAUAGUUCUGUUACACCCGGUCGAGCUCGAAAAUUACCAGCUGGUGCUUCAAAUAUUAAAGCGCCGUUUAUCGACGAUAUGGAUGAGUGCUCAGCUGAUGAAAAUGAAAUUGAUAACAACUAUCCAAUUAUUCGAGAUGUAUCAUUUUAUAGUCAACAGCAAUGUGAAUCUUCUGUUCGACGUCCAUAUCAUAAUAAGAACACUGGCGCUUAUUAUACACCUCAAGUCAAACGAAAACGUUUACAAGAAGAAGUUGACGAUGUACCACAAGGUUCAUUAAUGGAAAGUUUCAAAAUCAUUCAAAAUAUGUUCAAAGAUCUUAAUCGAAAAGUUGAUAUAUUAACAGAACGAGGAAGUACAUUUGAAAAAAAAUUGGACAAUGUUGAUAAGCAACUUCAAGCUAGUUCUAGACGUAUUCAUAAGAAUCCAACAACAAGUGAACCAUCUGCUAAUCUUCCAGUCGUCAAUUACAUUGGACGAAAUAUAUUAUCUGGUAUUAUAAUUGAAACUCCUGCUGGUCUUAUGAAAACAUUAAUUAAUCAACUGUUCACCAACGAAGAAAUAAUUAACCGACAACACGAACAAAUCAAUGAACGAACAAUGAAAAUAAAACAAGCAUUUUGGAGUAAUCAAGGUAAAAUUGUUCGUGGUAAUCAAAGACGAGGACGUUCAUUUCGAGAAAAUAAAUCAGUAUUAACUUCUAUCAAAACAAAUCCAACUACGAAUAAUGAAAAUGCUAAACCAACUACAAAUAAUGAAGAUGAAGAACAACAAGCAUUACCAACAGUGAACAAUAAAUGA
Molecule: messenger RNA, 2925 nt
Organism: Rotaria sp. Silwood2
Lineage: Eukaryota; Metazoa; Rotifera; Eurotatoria; Philodinida; Philodinidae
Source: the annotation of a GenBank genome assembly